UGAUUUUCGUUCGUCGUCUAGUCGCGUUGUAGUUGUAAAUAUUUAGCGCAAUCGGGGCCCGUUGAAAGUGGCAGGCAUGUAGGCUUAUUGAUGCAUUUGAGCAGUUUCACCUACUUUCGUACAUAGCACUAUCGAUACCUUUAUAACAAGUCUGCAUCACUAUGCUUAUUUUUGUUUGUUGCUGAGUGUUGCUGAGCAACCGGUUUUAUUUGGUACAGGAAUAUCCAGAUUUUUUUCUAUGUUAACAAAACAUCAACAAAUAGAUACUUAUGACAAUGGUAUUCACGUAAAUAAGCAAAUUGGAACAAAUAAAAAAUUAACAACAUGACUUCGCCCAAAUUGCUGUACACAAUAGAGCAGCCCCAUGGAUUGGGAGAGCUGUAUUUUCUGUGGCAGAAGGGAGAGUCUCGCUCUUUGCUAGCUACAACUGGGACCGAUGCCACUGUGGCCAUACACGAUAGGACGGGGCAGCUUUUAGAGAGGAUUAAGUUACAGGGACUAUGUGCGGGCAUGGAAUGGGAUAACGAUGGAGAUUACUUGGCAGUAAUUACUCCAAACAGCAACUCUGUACUUCUAUGGGAGUGCCAUGCCAACAAACGGAUGAAUAUAGAGACAGGACUCCGAGAACCACCGUCCUGCCUUGCGUGGGCAUAUGGGGAGCCCUUGCUGGCUAUUGGAACACAAAAAGGAAACUUGGCUUUGUACAAUCAUCACACUACAAAGCGUAUACCAAUAAUAGGGAAACACACCAAGAAAAUUACAUGCGCUGCUUGGAACAAGGACAGCAUUUUGGUUUUGGCUUCAGAGGACAAGAAUUUGUCGAUAAACAACUCAGAUGGCGACACCUUGCGGAUGAUUUCCCUCCGGGAUGCUCCAAAUGACUUGCAGUUUUCGGAAAUGAAAACUGAUGAAAGAGUAGCAGGAGAAAAUACAAUAAGCCUAGUGGUCGGAAAACGCACCUUAUAUUUAUACAACCUACUCAAUCCUGAAAACCCAAUCGAGUUAGCGUUCCAACAGCGCUACGGGUCCAUAGUAUCCUACAAGUGGUAUGGCGACGGCUACAUACUGAUCGGAUUCAGUGCUGGGUUCAUCAUAGCGAUAUCUACGCAUAUCAAGGAAGUCGGUGAAGAACUGUUCCAAGUGAAAAACCAUAAGGAAAACCUGACUGAUGUGGCGAUUUGCAAUGGGCAAGCCGCUUCUUGUGGGGAUGGGCAACUAAAACUAAUCUCAGUAUGGAACAGCGGCGAAGUGGUCGGCACAGUGUCUCCCGCCGGCGGCGCCGAGCGUUGCGGCUGGAGUAGCGACGCGCGCUUGCUAGCGGCUGCGGGCCGCGCGCGUCUUAGCGUAUAUGUAGCCAGUCUGCCGGCCUUGCACGCGGCGCAUGGGACCCGUUUGUUGACGUUGACCAGCCUCACUGAGGCUACUGUGUACCAGUGUAUCGCUGUGGGAGAUGAGUCCGAGCCAGUAAAUAAAGCGGAGCCCACAGCCUUAGCGACAUACGCUCUCCCAACCGAGCCAACCCUACUAGCCUUAGGCGGUGCCCACGUAUGCUGCGUAAGCGGGGUCCACGCCUGGUUCUAUCCCCUGGCCGGCGGCACCGCGUCCAGAAGACAGUACCCGGGCCCGGUGGACGCUAUACGGGUGGCAGGGGACUACGCUGCUGCCUUGUUCCAGGGACGGGCUAUGCUGCAUGCUAUUGACUCUCCUGACCCAACGCAGCCAGAGCGAGAAGCUUUAUUAUUCCCGGAGCCGCAUAUGCAACCCGCAAAAAUCGUCGACAUUCAUCUUACCAGCGACUUCUUCAUUUUUGUUACUGAUCAAGGUCACAUCGAGUACUUCGGCGUGGAAGAAUGGCGGACGUCCGUCCGCUACCGGCACAGCUGCGGCGUGCUGGCGCUAUACUGCGACAUCGGCGGCGCGCGCGCCUGCGUGGCGGACGAGCGGCGCCGUCUGCACGUGUACUGCCCGGCGGCGGACGACCUGUGCGCCGUGCCGCAAUUCCAAUUUUCCAGGGGCGUGAUCUGGGACAUCUGCCUAUCAGACCGCAACGUGUUCGCUGCGCACCGCGACGAGGCCAUCGAGACGUACUACUACGCCGCUAACUCCAUCAACGGCUCGCACGUGGACUUCGUGGCCACCACCACAGUACUGGCCUCGCAAAUACCGCUGAUACUGUUCUCUGGGGAUGUGUAUUGCUACGCAAGCGGCGGGAACGUUACCAAAGUAUCCCUCGAGAGCCACAGUACAAGCGGGCUAGCGGACGCGGACGGCGAGAAACGGCUGGCCAACCAGCGGCGUCACGUGGAGAAACUACUUCUGCUGCGGCGCUUCAGCGAAGCUUGGUUGUUUUGCGACGCGGUGGACGAGCCCGCGCUCUGGCGGACCAUGGGAGAAGCAGCUGUAGCUGACUUGAACGUGGAGUUUGCAAUUCGAGUGUACACUCGGCUGAGCGACGUGGCAAUGGUGUGGGCCUUAGAAGACGCUUCUCAUAUUGAAGACCUGCCGAUAUUGUGCGGCGUGCUAUCCGCUUGCCUCGGCAAAGGCGAUGCAGCGGCGCGCUGGCUAGAAUCCAGCGGGAGUGACGUCACCGCCGCCAAAUACGCCCUAGAGCUCCACGCAGCAAGAGGAGACUGGGCCAGGGCGGCUGCCAUCGCCGCUCGGGCUUGUCCGGCCCGGCUGCCGGCGAUAUUGUUACACCAGGCUAAUCAUCUUGAACUCACAGCGGACUACCACGAAGCCCUAGCGAACUACGAGAAGGCCCUAAUCACCACGAAUGUAGACGAGCCCAAAGUUCGCGAGCACAACGCUAAAUGCGAGGCCGGUAUCGCUCGCAUGUCAGUGCGAUGUGGUGACGUAGCGCGCGGCGUGACGGUGGCCAUGAAGCAUGCCAGUGACGUCAUGCUGCUGAAAGACUGCGCUCAGUUGCUUGAGGAGGAGAAGCAGUAUAGUCAUGCGGCUGCUCUAUAUGAUCAUGCUGGCAACACCGAAAAGGCUGCCUCUUUAUACAUCAAACUCAAAUCCUGGUUGAAAGUCGAAGCUUUGUUGCCCAAAAUUAACUCCCCUAGCAUCCAUAUCCAAUACGCCAAAGCCAAAGAGGCCGAAGGCAGAUAUACCGAUGCUUUGAAAUCGUAUCUCAAAGCCCAAGAUUACGAAUCUGCAAUACGUUUGAAUCUAGAUAAGCUAGAUGAUAUUGAUGAAGCAGUGAACUUAGUGCAAGAAACAAAAUCGGUGCAGGGCGCCAAAAUGGUCGCAAACUAUUUCCAGAACAGCGAUGAUCCCUCAUCGGCUAUAAGGUUCUUAGUGAUGUCCUUAUGCUACGAUGAAGCAUUUCAACUGGCACGAAAGAAUGGGAAGCUGCAUUUGUACGGGGAAAUACUUAUACAGACUUCGCAAGCGAGGCCAGAAGAUUUCAAGAGCUUGGCGUUGCAUUUUGAGGGGGAGAAGAGGCAUUUGCUAGCUGGGAAGUUUUAUUUUCAUGCGGGGGAGUAUAGUAAAGCGAUGUCGCAUUUGCUGAAGGCUGGAGGGUCGGAGGAGGAAGAAAAUGAGGCCAUUAGCGUGGCCAUUGACGCGGCUGCGGCCAGUGAUGAUGAAAGGUUGACGCGAAGAUUGAUAGAGUUCCUUCUGGGAGAGACAGACGGCACGCCGCGGGAGCCUCGUCAUUUGUUCCGGCUUUACAUGGCGAAGCGACAGUUUACGGAGGCGGCAAAAACUGCGGUGAUAAUCUGCGGCGGCGAGUGCCGCGCGGGCCGCUACCGCGAGGCGCGCGACGUGGUGCGCGGCAUGUGUGCCGCGUUGCGCGCGCGCCGCCUGCCCGUGCCGAGAGACAUGCGUCGAGCGCUUGCCCUGCUGCACUCGUACGCGCUGGUACGCACGCACGUCAAGCGCAGCCGGCACGACUUGGCAGCAAGACUGUUGCUGAGAACAGCCGCUGACAUCUCCUUUUUCCCGACGCAGCAACAUCAAGUGUCCAUCCUGACGUCGGCCGUGAUCGAGUGCAGCCGCGCCGGGCUCAAGCACCAGGCGCACCAAUGGGCCCGGAUCCUUAUGCAGCCGGAGUAUCGCUCGCAAAUCGACCCAAAAUACAGCAAAAAGAUAGAAUCCGUGGUGAGGCACGCGCCGCGAGACAACCCGCCGGCCGAGCCUGCCGCGCCGUGUCCGCAAUGCGACGCACCACUACCCAUAGCCGAGUUGAGAUGUACUCGCUGCGAAGCGGACUUGCCCUUCUGUCUCGCUUCUGUAAGUUACCUAUACGACCAUAGAUGA
Ostrinia nubilalis (European corn borer) is the source of this 4263-nucleotide messenger RNA. It is a transcript of the gene Oseg6, whose product is annotated as WD repeat-containing protein 19. The record is from RefSeq and is a predicted model, not a curated record. Lineage: Eukaryota; Metazoa; Arthropoda; Insecta; Lepidoptera; Crambidae. Gene Ontology annotation, molecular function: protein binding. Gene Ontology annotation, cellular component: intraciliary transport particle A; cilium. The transcript has 20 exons. Gene Ontology annotation, biological process: intraciliary retrograde transport; cilium assembly. The coding region runs from base 325 to 4263 and encodes 1312 amino acids.